This is a messenger RNA of Sphaerodactylus townsendi, 555 nucleotides long. RefSeq names its product SS nuclear autoantigen 1 (gene SSNA1). Lineage: Eukaryota; Metazoa; Chordata; Lepidosauria; Squamata; Sphaerodactylidae. The transcript is spliced from 3 exons. Gene Ontology annotation, cellular component: centrosome; ciliary basal body. The record is from RefSeq and is a predicted model, not a curated record. The coding region runs from base 81 to 434 and encodes 117 amino acids.
GGAAGGAAAGCAAACCGAGAGAGCGGGAAGGAGGGAGGCGGAGAGCAGCAGCCGCCACCGCCGCGGCUCGGGGGCCCGCGAUGACCCACCAAGGGGCUGCUCUGCAGAGCUACAAUAACGAGUUGGUCAAAUGUAUUGAAGAUCUCUGUUUAAAAAGGGAUGAGCUGACCAAACAGAUACGGCUAGAGGAAGAGGAGAAGGUUAAGCUGCAGAAUGAAAUCCGCCUCUUGACAGAGAAGCUGGCUCGUAUUAAUGAGAAUCUGGCCCGCAAGAUGGCUUCCCGGAAUGAAUUUGAUAAAACCAUUGCUGAGACAGAAGCUGCUUAUAUGAAGAUCUUGGAAAGUUCACAGACACUACUAAAUGUCCUGAAAAAGGAAGCAGGGAGUCUCACCAAAGCCACAGAUAUGAAAAGCACUGGGACUAAAGAAAGCUGAACAGUAGUUUCGGUUGACCUGAAAUAGAUUUUUAAGAGGGAGCUCCUGGCUCAUAGGACACUUUACAGGCACUGCUUGGUUUAAAACAAUGUCUAAUAAAUCUUUCUUAUGUUUCAGUUAA